Closterium sp. Yama58-4 is the source of this 2486-nucleotide messenger RNA. Lineage: Eukaryota; Viridiplantae; Streptophyta; Zygnematophyceae; Desmidiales; Closteriaceae. The record is from the annotation of a GenBank genome assembly.
GUGGGGGGAGCAAAGGAGCAGCAGUGCAGGGCAAUGGGGGGCGGGGCUACGUCAAGCCCAGAAGUGGUCGGGUAGGGGAGGGCGGUGAGAGGAGAGCAGGGAAGCGAGGGAAUGCGGGGGAGAGUGGGGGUGGUGGGAUCUCGGGCGUGCGAGUGAGGUGGGGGCUGCUGGGACUGGCAGCCAAGGGCGUGGAGCGAGGCAUGGAGAGGGCCAGAGGGGCAGGCCGGGGGGGUGUGGGAGGCGUGGGCGUGAAUGGCAGGCUGGCGGGGGUGAGACUCAAGCCCAGUGCCACUGCUGACGUGGCAGACCCCGUGACCGACAAUGGCAUCAUCAGUGACAUCACUCUCGAUCCGCAGGCCAUUGCUGACGUCAGCCUGCUGCUGGCGCUAUGCAGUCAGGACGCCUCUCUAGUGCAAGCAGACCUCACCACCCCUGCAGCCUUGGACGUAUCUGCGCCUGCACGCACCCUGUCCUCCGCCUCGUCCCCUCUGGACCCCGAGGCACACCCACUGGUGGCAUCACUGCUGGCAGAUGGCGGUGUGGGCGGUGGCGAGGGGGGAGUAGGUGUGCAGCAGGCGGAGGUGCGGGUGGGGGGCGAUGGGAGUGUGCAAGUGAGUGCGAGCGUGGGGGGUAUGGAGAGCACGGUGCUGCUGCGAGCGGACAGCACAGGGACGCUCGUCAUGGCCGUGGGGGGUGCCACUGCGGGCCAGGCACCAGCAGCAGUGGCAGCAGCAGAGGGCGCAGAGGCGAGUGCAGUGGCAGCAGGUGGCGUGGAAGGAUCCUCUCUGCCUGCUGCCUCGCCACAGCCCCUUGCCACUCCAGCCUCCACUGAGACUGCCCUUGGACAGUCGGUGCUGCCACUGUGGGGGUGGCUGGGAGGGCGAGAGCCAGCCAGAGAGGCGCUGGCAGAGGCAGCGGCUCAGCUCGCUGCAAUCAGAAGCAAGCUGCCCUCCGCCUCCCCCCCUGCAUCCCCCACCUCUCCUCCAGAACUCUCUCCCUCCACCUCUCUGGCCCCUGCUUCCCCGCCUGCACCACCCGCUUCGGCACCUACACUGGCGCCCACAGAGAAUGCAGCAUUUGUUGCUGGUGGUAGGGCGGAGGAGGAGGCGAGUGGGGAGGAAGAGAAGCAGAAGCAACUGUUAUCUGCUGUUGAUGUGCCGGCUGUGCCUGCUGUGGCUGAGCCAUCAGUCACGGAAGAGAAACGGGAGGAUUCAAGUCAAGGGAUGGGAGUGGAAGGGGCGCAGCGAGAAACAGCAGAGGGAACGCUGGUGGUGAGACCGGGUGCAGGAGAGAGAGCUGGGUUUGAGAGCACGGCUUUUUUCAGUGUGGAUGCCAGAGUGGGGGAGAAGCUGGCGCAACAAGGGAGCAGCAAUAAUAACAGCAACAGCAGCCGCGGUGGUGUGCUGCAUGGGCUGCAGGAGCAGCUAUCGGGCCUGUCUCCCUUCGCCAGUGCCAUUCGGGCCCUCACAGGCGUGUCACUGUGGGGCGGCGGGCAGAGGGUGGCGGGCGGCAUGACAGAGGCGCAGGUGAGGGAGCAGCUGGAGGAGCUGCGGCGGAAGAGAGAGGCGCGCAGAGCGGGGGCUGAGGGGCUCAACGCUGCUCUGGCGGGGCUCAACAGCCAGAUGGUGGACCUGCAGACCACACUGCAGGAGAACAAGCAAGCCGUCACAGAGCAGAAGAAGAUUCUCACUCGGGGCAUCGCGCUUCGCCCGAAAGUUGAAACGGCAGGCCCUCCAUCCGCCGUUGAGGGGGACAAGUCUAAGUUGACGGCCAGCGGUGCUGAGAUGUCGGCCCGCCAUCACCUCGCCGCCGAUUGCUCGCUGCUCUAUGCUCGACCAACACCAUCCACGCCAAACAUAACUGCCUCCACAGCAGGCCGUCAAUCCCCAUCCGUCAUUACACCUGUUCCCCCUGUGAUUGAGUUCCUUGAGAUUUCCUCGCCUUUUCUCUCGCAGCAGAUAUAUUUCUUGCUUUCUCCUGUUAGCUCUUGCUCAACGCUAGCAAUUCGUGCCUUCGGGACUGACAUCGACAAUAUGGCUAUCUUGGCAGUUCAACCGUCUACUCCGCACUGUCUUGUUGACAAAAAAAGCUCCUACGUAGUUUCGCAUGCUAUCAGUCCCGUCGAGGAUUGCGAUAUUCUCUCGCCCAUAAUUGACAGUAUAUCUUGCAUCCACGAGAACAAGGAGAAUUUGGAGCUCGGCAGUUUCGAGGAGCGGCUGGUGGACGCCUUUUGCCGCGGAACCCUCGACGCCGAGGUGCCGCAAGCCAUCGACGACAUCAUCGCCCUCGCACAGCGCCUCAGCCUCUCGCACGGCGACACUCACGCUCGCGAUACGAGCGUUGCGAGCGACGCUGACUCGCCAGUCUCUGUCGUUCGACGAUCGCCCCUGAACGACAUCUCGUCGAUCCACAGUGACGACGACGACCAGGUAAGCCUCGGAAACCGCUCGUUGCGAGGGAAAGACGCCGUAUUGACACGUGAAUAA